AUGUCAAUUAACCUAGUUAUUGGAGGGUCUUCGUGGAAUAUUAUUAGUGCGUAUGCACAGCAUGUAGGUUUAGAUGAUGAAGAGAAGAGACGAUUUUGGGAGGAUUUGGACCAGAUGGUGAGGAGUAUCCCCAGUAAUGAGAAACUUUUCAUAGAAGGGGAUUUUAAGGGUCACAUAGGGUCUUCUUCGAAAGGUUAUGAUGAUGUGCAUGAAGGCUAUAGGUUCGGUGUAAGGAAUGUUGAAGAAGUGGCACUUCUGGAUUUUUCUCAGGCGUUUGGAUUGGUGGUAGUUAAUUCGAACUUUCCCAAGAAGGAAGUUCACUUGGUUACCUUUUGUAAUUCGAAAGUGAAGACUCAGAUUGACUUCUUGCUCCUUAACAAAGGAGAUAAGUUGUUGGCGAGUAAGUCUUGGGAGAGUGGAGGAAAUGUUGAUAGUAUGUGGGACGCGAAUGCCAAUUGCAUUAGGGAGACUACUAGAGAGGUUUUGGGGGUCUCAAGAGUUCGUUUAGGCAAGCACCAAGGGGACUGGUGGUGGAAUGAAGAGGUGAAGGGGAAAGUGACGGCCAAGAAGAGAGCGUAUGCAAAGUUGGCAGAGAGUAAGGACGAAGAAGAUAAACGAAAGAAUAGAGAGGAAAAUAAGAUUUCUAGAUGA
This is a messenger RNA of Capsicum annuum, 651 nucleotides long. RefSeq names its product craniofacial development protein 2-like. Gene Ontology annotation, biological process: chromatin remodeling. The transcript has 2 exons. Lineage: Eukaryota; Viridiplantae; Streptophyta; Magnoliopsida; Solanales; Solanaceae. Gene Ontology annotation, cellular component: nucleus. The record is from RefSeq and is a predicted model, not a curated record. The coding region runs from base 1 to 651 and encodes 216 amino acids.